AUGCCACGACUGGGCGGUGCACUCUAUCCAUUCAUCGGGAUCAUCUACCUCUUCCAACAUUUCCGGAAACUGGCUCCCCAGUUCCUCAAAUCUCUCGUCUACUCCUUCUGCAUCACCCUCCUGGUCCUCCUCCCCCUCUCAGCCUUAACCUUCAAGUUCCAACGCCGGAUGAUCCAUGCAUUCCUCCGUUUCCUCUUUGCAUCCCUCGCCUUCGUCUUCCCUUCCUUACAGUCCAUGAAAUUCCUCGGAUUCAGUCUAACCACUUGGUCAGCCAUGAUCUUGACCAUGGGCGAGACUACUCUCUUGGUCACACUCGUCAUGGGCGAGGUCUUCAAGCGGGAGAAAUCAAAGGGGCUCUUCAAAGCUGUCAUGUCCUACAACAACGUCCUCCUCGGACCUCUCGCAACCGUCGAACAUCACGAACACAAGGGAAAGAACAGCGACGACAGCGAUGACACCAUUCAAGUCUCUUCGAUUGCUGGAAAGCCUGUUGUCAAGAAGCGCCAUCGUGAUGUCGUCAAGGAUGUCUCAUUCCAAUUCGGACAACGGAUCGUCCUCUGGCUGGCCACCCUGCCAUUGAACUUUAUCCCGGUUGCAGGGUCGGUGACCUUCUGUUAUAUCAACGGAAAGGCGAUGGUGCCCGAUAUCCAUCGUCGCUACUUUGACAUGAAGCGGAUGACAGAAGACGAACGUAAGGACUGGAUCAGGAAGCGACAGGCGGAUUACAUAGCGUUUGGAUUUGUCUCCCAGGCACUGGAGCUGGUUCCCUUUCUUGGCAUCCUCUUUGGAUUCACCAACACUAUUGGAGCUGCAUUGUGGGCAGUGGAUCUGGAGAGACCACAGGACGCACUUCGAAACAGGAAGCUGCUCGAUGACGCAUACAAGCCCCAAUAA
Messenger RNA from Linnemannia hyalina, 894 nucleotides. Lineage: Eukaryota; Fungi; Mortierellomycota; Mortierellomycetes; Mortierellales; Mortierellaceae. The record is from the annotation of a GenBank genome assembly.